This is a messenger RNA of Strigops habroptila (Kakapo), 1196 nucleotides long. RefSeq names its product chromosome 9 C15orf40 homolog (gene C9H15orf40). Lineage: Eukaryota; Metazoa; Chordata; Aves; Psittaciformes; Psittacidae. The transcript is spliced from 4 exons. Gene Ontology annotation, cellular component: cytoplasm. The record is from RefSeq and is a predicted model, not a curated record. The coding region runs from base 56 to 469 and encodes 137 amino acids.
CAGGCGCGGCCAGGGGCGGGGCUCGCUGCAGUUGCCGGUAGGGCCGCGCCGCUCUAUGUCGGCCCUCGCCGGCUUCCGUCGGCUGCCGGUGCGGGGCGGCGGAGGGGCCAUGCCCCGAAAGGGGAAAGGAGCCGGGAAGGGGCCCGCGGGACCGGGCGCCGCCGCGGGGCCGGUGUCGGCGGCAGGUGACGGCUGCUUGAGGGUGGCGGUUCGCGCCAAGCCCGGCGCCAGGAGCAGCGCCGUCACAGAUGUGACGGCAGAGGCAGUAGGUGUAGCUAUUGCUGCACCUCCAUCAGAUGGGGAGGCCAAUGCAGAGCUGUGUCGUUACCUCUCUAAGGUGCUAGAAGUGAAGAAGAGUGAAGUUACGUUAGAGAAGGGUGGUAAAUCACGUGAAAAAGUGGUGAAGAUCAUGGUAUCGAUGACACCAGAUGAGGUUUUAGAAAAACUGAAAAAAGAAGCUUCCAGUUGACCUAAAACAAAAGUGGGAAAUGGGAAAAAGCAUCUUGGUAAAUGGACUGACACUAUUUCUUACGUAAAUCUUGUCUUGUUGAGAAUGUGGGUAAUGACUAGGGAGGGACGCUUCUUCCUCCCGCCCCCCUAAUAUAGCUGCUGUACAGUUGAAGGUUUUGUGUGGGUUUGGUUAGCAAAACUUGUCUUUACUGAGGCUCUGUAUCUGCUUCUGUUGCUACAGUCUUUUUUUUCCCUCUGGAGAGUUUCCUGUUGGUAAGAUUUGUCUUCUUUCUGGUCCCUAAGCAAAUGGUUUAGAAAAGUUGUUUCUUAGUGAAGCAAACUUGGUUAACACAGUGAAAGGCUUGGACUGACAAGCUUCAUGAGUUUUCAUGAGGAUGAGUCUGAUGCUAAAGACCCUAGAAGAACGUUCUCUUCAGUACCCAGCAGCAAGUACUGGGUGCAGUUUUGCACUACGUGCAUGCGCAUACAUCUAAAACAAAUGUGUUUGAAGCCAACAGGCUACUGUUGAUCGCACAGGUAAGCUAAAAGCAGAAUCACCUGAACAACUGAAACCGAACCUGAAGUUUGCGGUAUGAAAAACUGAUGCAGAACUGCACACAGGAGGUCACUUCAGAAUAGUCUGUAAUUAGUUUCCUGAAAAGUAGAGAUAUACAAUCAUGUAUCUUUGCCAAAUAUAUGUCAAGUGUAAUGACUUUUUAAUAAAAGGAACAAAAAAUAUUAUCAAA